Cynara cardunculus var. scolymus (artichoke) is the source of this 2340-nucleotide messenger RNA. RefSeq names its product phosphatidylinositol 3,4,5-trisphosphate 3-phosphatase and protein-tyrosine-phosphatase PTEN2A. Bases 247 to 2118 code for a protein of 623 amino acids. NCBI's taxonomy places the organism in Eukaryota, Viridiplantae, Streptophyta, Magnoliopsida, Asterales, Asteraceae. Gene Ontology annotation, molecular function: phosphatidylinositol-3,4,5-trisphosphate 3-phosphatase activity. Gene Ontology annotation, biological process: dephosphorylation. The transcript is spliced from 15 exons. The record is from RefSeq and is a predicted model, not a curated record. Gene Ontology annotation, cellular component: cytosol.
CCGAAAACCUCCCACAAGACACCGGAAACCGCCGUUCUCCACCGCUAAUUACUCAGACCUUAUCUGCCCGAUACCAGUUCAUCCUGUAAGAUUUGAGCUAACGUUGUUUUUUGAGUAUUCAUCGAUGUAUGACUGGCUGUUUCACAUGUAAAUUACCCCAUCUGAAGUUGUGUAUAUACCAUCGCAAGUUUGUGUAUACAGAAACCUAUACAUGCAGGGUGGUGCGGCAGUUGCAUCUGAUUUUCAAUGAAUUGUGAUAUCACAACUGUUAUUGUUCUGUACAACUUUUGGUUCAUUGUUUUUCCGUGCUUCUCUUAUGGUUCAAGGCUCAGGAACAAGUGGACCUACACACAAGGGGUGCGAUUGCAGAAAGCUACAGUGGCACAUUACAUCUGUAGUUGGUUGCUUCUGUUUUUCGUUGUGUUAAAGAGAUCUGAGACGCAAAAUGGAUUUGGAAACUGGCUGUCUGCUUCUGGCAUAACCACAUGGGCUAAAAGCCUGAAGCUUCCGCAACCUCUGGGAGGCACACAGGAUGAAUCUUCAUCUGAAAAUACUGGGAAGUCAUCGUUUGCUCGUUUGACUAGUGGACUUGGGUUGCGGUUGUCUCCAAAAGCUCCUCAACAAGAUGAUAGCCCUGAUGGAACUCCAACAACGCCACAAGCUGGCAUUUUUGGGACAAUUACUAAAGGUUUUGUAGACACGUCUAAAAAUGCGGUGAAGGCUGUCCAGGUCAAGGCUCGUCAUGUUGUAUCACAAAACAAAAGAAGAUAUCAGGAAGGGGGAUUUGAUUUAGAUAUGACAUACAUCACUGAGAAUAUCAUUGCUAUGGGAUUCCCUGCUGGUGAUAUGAGCUCCGGUUUCUUCGGAUAUGUCGAGGGAUUUUAUCGAAACCACAUGGAGGAAGUUAUAAGGUUCUUUGAAACCUAUCACAAGGAUAAGUACAAGGUAUACAACCUGUGCUCUGAGAGGCUAUAUGACGCAUCACUGUUUGAAGGGAAGGUUGCUAGUUUCCCAUUUGACGACCAUAAUUGUCCUCCCAUUCGGCUCAUAAUAUCAUUUUGCCAGAGUGCAUACUCAUGGCUGAAGGAAGACAUUGAAAAUGUUGUGGUUGUGCACUGUAAGGCUGGAAUGGCAAGGACAGGCUUAAUGAUUUCAAGUCUUCUUUUAUAUCUGAAGUUUUUCCCCACAGCUGAGGAGUCUAUAUCAUACUACAACCAAAAAAGAUGUGUUGAUGGAAAGGGGCUUGUUCUCCCAAGUCAAAUAAGAUAUGUCAAAUAUUUUGAAAGAGUUAUGACAUACUUCAAUGGAGAAGAUCAGCCUGGGCGCAGGUGUAUGCUUAGAGGAUUUCGCCUUCAUAGGUGCCCAUAUUGGAUCAGGCCCUCUAUUACCGUCUCUGAUCAUAAUGGUGUUCUCUUUUCAACCAAGAAGCAUCCCAGAACCAAGGAUCUAUCGCCUGAAGAUUUUUGGUUUUCUGCACCAAGAAAGGGUAUAAUGGUCUUUGCUCUGCCUGGGGAGCCUGGCCUGACCGAGUUAUCUGGAGAUUUCAAAAUCCAUUUUCAUGACCGGCAAGGCGAUUUCUACUGCUGGCUGAACACAACAAUGAUCGAGAAUAGGAAGGUUCUAACCACAAAUGAUCUUGAUGGGUUUGACAAGAGGAAAUUGCCUUCCCCUGGGUUUCAAGUGGAGGUUGUGGUUGUGGACUAUGACAAUGCUGCUCAAGCAAAACCCGAAACUGAAAGUACUGCCAAACCAGCUGAAGGUACAAGCGCAAAUCCUCCGCCAACCACCCCCUCUGAAGCCACCUCCACAAACUUACCAAAAGACUCCAGAAAUAGCGAAAAAGACGACGAGGUGUUCUCCGACACCGAAUCCGAAGCAAAAACCGACACUGCUUCUGAAACCAAUUCUGUCUCUGGGAAAAUGGUAAGCUUGUCAAAUGACACCAAGAAUCUGUCUAUAGGAAACUCAGGCGCAUCACAGACAACUCCCGCCAGUGCGCCCAAAGCCGAUGAAGCUGCAUCCCGAAACCCGAUCGGAGAGGUAAGUGAUUUCAAGGCAAUGGCGGCUGAUACAUCCGUUUUUACAUUUGGAGACGAUGAAGACUAUGAAAGUGAUUGAGAGGGCGUAUGACCGGUUAAUUGUACAUAAAACGGAAGUUGAACAAGUUUAAGCUGUUAUUUUAAAACAUCAUUUGAUUGAUUCAGCAAUUUGGGAUGGUAAGUUUGAUGAAGAUGGGUUUGGCUGUAAGUUGCUCUGUAUUUUCUUGUAAGAUGUUUGAAAACUGUGGAAUAAUUGUUGAUGCUGGUAAUUUCUUAUGAAAUUUCAAAUUUGCUGCUUUCC